AUGACCCUGGACCCGACCGAUCUGCCCAGGACGCUGCUCACAGCCGGUGGCGCCCUGUCCAGGGGGCUUGCUGCCGGCCCGCGUGCAGCUGUGGGCGCAGGCAUAGCCCCCUUCCCUGCACCGCCUCCGCUGCCCGUGAUGCAUCGUCCGGACUCCACACUCAUUGCCGCUCUCGCCACUGCUCGGGCUGCAGCUGCGGAGGGCAGGGCCCGCGUGCGUGAGGCCGCUCUCGCUUGGGAGCGCGAGCGUGACGCGGCCGACGCAUUGGCCCGCCAGAUCGCCGACGCCGAGCAGUUCCUCGGCCUUCCAGCCUCGCCUGACGUCGGGACCACGUCCUCGGGAUCGGCUCCGGUCGUCUGGCACGAUCCGGCCGACCCCCACGUGGUGCAGCUCCACUACCAGGCAGGGGGCGUCCAGAACAUACGCCUCCUCGUCCCGGUCGUCCUCAAGCCCGAGUCGCCCUCCUACGCUCGCUGGAGGGACUUGGUCCUCCUCACCCUACGGCGCUACGCCCUCGACGACCACGUCCUCCUCGACACCGCGGGGGCGGUCCCGACCCCCUCGUGGCUUCGCCUCGAUAGCGUCAUCCUCUCUGGAUUCUGGGGACGAUCUCCCUGGACCUCCACGACCUCCCCGGGCUCUGCGGCUCGACGCGAGCUUCUGCACCUUCGUCCGGGCGACCUCUCCAUCAGCGAGUACUGUCGCCAGAUGAAGGGCAUGGCGGACUCCCUCGACGACCUCGGCUGGCCCGUGGAGGACCGCAUCUUGGUCCUCAACGUUCUCCGCGGGCUCAGUGACCGCUACUCUUACCUCCGGACGUGGAUCACCAGGCAGCGGCCCUUCCCCACCUUCCUGCAGGUCAGUGACGACCUUAUCAUGGAGGAGCUCACUCAGGGCCUACAGCCUGGGUCCACCCCCACCCCGGGGUCCUCGUCCUCCUCGACUGCUCUCGCUGCUACUCUUCCGCCUUGUCCCGCCGCCCCACCACAGUCGUCACUUCUGGGUCCUCUUCCCCCCGGGCCGAGCGGGGGUGGGGGGGCUGUGGCGGCCGCCGUCGCCGUGGUGGGGGACGUGGAGCAGGCUUCCGGUGGCGAGCCUCGCCCGCCGGCGGCCAUGCUCGCGGGUGCUACCCCGGGUUUCCCCUCAGUGACCCCGUUGGCGGCCCCGUUCCCCGCGUCCUCGUGGGCCACUCCACCGGCGCCCUUGCCCCGGUGUGCCGGUUGGGACCAGGCGGCCUUGGCGCACUCCUUCAACACCAUGGCCCUGACACCUCCAGUCGUGCCGGAGUGGGUCGCCGACUCUGGGGCUACUUACCACACCACUCCUAACCCUGGCAUACUUUCUUCUGUUCACCCUCCUUCUCCAUCUCUCCCUUCGUCCAUUAUGGUCGCUAAUGGGUCUUGUCUUCCUGUUACCUCUGUGGGUGCCGCCGGCCCCCAUGGUUCCUUUCGUCUUCCUGAUGUUCUUGUUGCUCCUUCUAUGUCUUACUAUGAAGGAUUUGGCUUCCCGGCGUCCUCUGCUCCGCUGUGA
Molecule: messenger RNA, 1530 nt
Organism: Sorghum bicolor (sorghum)
Lineage: Eukaryota; Viridiplantae; Streptophyta; Magnoliopsida; Poales; Poaceae
Exons: 4
Coding region: 1-1530 (509 amino acids)
Source: RefSeq, a predicted model, not a curated record